AUGCAAUUUCAAAACGAAAAUGCUCUCUACGACCCACAAACCAUCAAAAAUUUCAACGUUUCCUCAAAAAAAACUAAAGAUUGGAGCAAUACCUGAUCGCAAUGAAUUUUUCCACUUCAGAAGCCUGAAUAUACUCCAGAAGUCUUAACAGCUUUAAAUACACUUGAUAACCAUCUUGCUGCAUUUACUGAAGCCUUAAAACAGCCCUCAGAUGACGAUGAGUCUUUUCCAAUAGAAGAACCUAGUGUAAACCCUUUCAGCCAAAGGCUAGUCCCUAUCCCUGAGAGAGCCUAUUUUAAACGUCGAAAAUCAAGCAUCGGAAAUUUUGAGAAAAAACACCAAAUUCAUAAUCGAAGAAGAAGUGAUGCAAACCCUAUAGAAACAAAUGAAAAAUAUAGGCAUUAUCUGACUCCAGAGGAAAAUGUAAAUAUAGGAAUUAUUAUCAUUUUUAAUAGUAAAAAUUUAAAAAAAUCUGACUCCAGAAAUAAGGGAUUUUAAUAAGGAUUUGAAAAUGCUGAAAAAUCCUGUUUUGAGAAAAUACUCAAUAGGGACGAGGAGCAGCUUUGAUAUGAGGGCGACUAUUCUUUCGAGAGAGUUUCGUACAGAUAUUGUAAGCAGAGAUGGGAUUAAUCUGAAUUCUAAAGUCCAGCUAAAAGAACUUAAAUUUCCCGUUAAAUUUAUAAAAAAUAUAUGCUUUAAAUUUUUGGAGACUUAAGCCUCUAUUAAAUUAAACUAUUUUUUAAAAUUUUAAAUGGAAAAUGCUAUAGGUAAAAAUUUGUAUCAAAAUAGCUUUGUGCAGGGAGUGCAAGUAACAUGCAUAAUAUUUAAAUAUUUUGUACUUUGAGUUGACAGAUUUUAUAUUAAUUUCCUUAAAAUUUUGUCAAAAUGAUUAUAGAAUUAUUUUUUAUAAAAGAUCAAAAUGAUUAUAUUCAAUUUAUGUAGCCUAUUUUUAAAAUAUUUAGUAAAUUUGAAAUUAAUCCCCCUUUUAAUUGGAAUGAAUUUUGGUUCAGAGGAGUAAGAAAAGUAAAGUAAGAAGAAUUUUACUUUCUGGGUUAUAG
Molecule: messenger RNA, 1058 nt
Organism: Blepharisma stoltei
Lineage: Eukaryota; Ciliophora; Heterotrichea; Heterotrichida; Blepharismidae
Source: the annotation of a GenBank genome assembly